AUGGGCGAGUCGGUCGUCGUCGUCUCGGUCGUGCGAGGCCGCGACCUCCGCGUUGUCCAGAAGCUUGGCGUACAGGACCCGUACGUGGUGCUUCGGCUCGGUACGUCGGCCCCGCGUCGGUCCGAGACCCACGACAACGGCGGGACGACGCCGAUUUGGCACUGCACCGAGACAUUCACGGACGUCCCGUCGCCACUGCCCGUGCUGCAGAUCGACAUUAUGAACAACAAUUGGCUCCGCGACAAGCCCAUUGGCAUCUGCGACAUCGACCUCAACGACGUCUUUCGGCGGGUGAGCGUCGCUGAAGCGUGGUUUCCCGUCAAAUUUGAAGGCGCACGCUGCGGCGACCUGCACGUCAAGCUGCAGCGCCCGUCACCGAGCCCUCGCACGCGCGCUACGUCGUCGUCGUCGUCGACCAACAACACCGUACUCGGCUCGAUCGCCAACGUGCACUCGGCCGUCGCGAUCGCAGAGCUGCGCGAUGAGAACGCACGCCUCCGAAGCGAAUUGGCGCAGCUUCGCCGCCUCUUGCCACAGCAGACCUUCCUCCACGCACCCAGCUACAUGGCCGACAUCCCGAUCGUUUCGAGCGCGAGCGACCUCCAGCAGCUCCAGCCGAUUGGCACUGGCGCCCACGGGACGGUCUAUCGCGGUCUCUACAAGAACGACCUCGUCGCUAUCAAGUGCCUUGACCAAGUCGAGGACCUGACCACGUUUCACCGCGAAGUCUCGGCCAUGUUCAAGCUGCAGUCGCAGCACACAGUGCAGCUGCUCGCGAUGGCCGACCUCGACACCAACCAGCCCAAGAUCGUCAUGCCCUACAUGGUCCACGGCGAUCUGCGCACGCACCUCGAUAAGUGCCGCGCCAACGAGCGCACGGGGUGCACGCUGCCGCACCAAGCCAUUGCGGUCGCGGUCGCCGCCGCACUCGUGGACCUGCACAAGUGCAACGUCAUCCACCGGGACCUCAAGCCCCAAAAUGUCCUCUUGUCCACCGACAACUUGGUCCAGGUCGCAGACUUUGGCAUUGCGCGCGAGAACGGACUCCGCUCCAAGACGGCCGACAUGGGCACGCCCUUCUACAUGGCGCCCGAAGCGACGUCGACGAACCAUUAUGGCACCGAAGUCGACGUCUACGCGCUCGGCGUGCUCCUCACCGAGCUCGACACGAAUAUGCGGCCGUACAGCGAAGACUGCCCGAAUGAAUAUGCACUGAUUCUGCAAGUCUCGGAAGGUCGUCGACCGCUGCUCUCGCUCACGUGCCCGCUCUGGUAUUAUGAGCUGGCGCACAAGUGCAUGGCCGCCGACCCGAUCGACCGCCCGACGGCCGCGCAGGUGCACAAGUGCCUCUCGCUGCACGCUGGCCCGUACACAACGACCACCAGCGGCGUCCCGAUUGUUGCGGCAACCGACGUGCCGUUCGUGAGGCAGCUUGCGCCGUCAACCGAGCUGGCACGGCAUGGCUCGAGCCCGGUGGUGCUCAAGACAGUGGCUCCGGUCCUGGCGGAUGCGCGGGCAUACGAACGUCAUUUGGGCAAUCUGUUUGCUCUGGGUGCGUCGCCACAUCUGGUGCGGCUAUGUGGUGUCAUCGGCGGCGCUUCGUCCAAGCUCGUGCUCGAGUUUCUGGACGGCGGCGACCUCGUGACGUGCCUCGCGCAGCCCGAGCCCCGACGGCGCGUGUCCAAAGUCGAUAUUGCGACCGGAUUGACGCGAGGUCUCGACGCACUUCAUGCGCAGGGCAUCAUGCACGGGCACCUCGACGCCAAGCACGUCUUUUUCACGACCAGCGGCGUUCUCAAACUCGCGAGCUUCAAAUUCGCACCCACAUGCACGUUCGCGGACGAUGUGUUUGCACUCGGGAAGCUGCUUGCCCACGUCGACGCUGCAUAUACGCGGUCGUCGGCCCAAGACCCCGUGCUCGCAUUCAUCAUUCAGCGCUGCUGCGCCAACGAGCCUUCCGCCCGGCCAUCCACCGCCGAUCUUGUCGCCUGCCUCGAGGCGGCGUAACCCUUUGGCUUUGUGUCUAGUACAAUGUAGUGUCGCCACUGCCAUCGAGCAUCCGUCCCUCGAUUCCUCCAACGUGCUUUCCUUCAUUCUUCGGAUAAUUUUAGUUUUUGUCUUUUUUAACCCUAGCCCCACCUAACCC
Saprolegnia diclina VS20 is the source of this 2146-nucleotide messenger RNA. RefSeq names its product serine/threonine protein kinase. The record is from RefSeq and is a predicted model, not a curated record. The transcript is spliced from 4 exons. Lineage: Eukaryota; Oomycota; Saprolegniomycetes; Saprolegniales; Saprolegniaceae. Gene Ontology annotation, biological process: protein phosphorylation. The coding region runs from base 1 to 2007 and encodes 668 amino acids. Gene Ontology annotation, molecular function: ATP binding; protein kinase activity.